AUGGGUUCCGAAAAACCAUGGGACCUGGGUCAGCUGCCCUACUUCACCGACCGAGAGAUUGACAUGUACCAGGGGGCGGCCCAGUACGAAAACCCUCCGCACAUCUACGCCCUGGCGGAUCAGAUGUACCGCAACAUGUUGAUUGAUGGGGAGAACCAGUGCGUCAUCAUCAGUGGGGAGAGCGGAGCUGGCAAGACGGUGGCGGCCAAAUACAUUAUGGGUUACGUCUCCAAAGUGUCCGGCGGAGGGCCGAGCGUCCAGCAUGUGAAAGAUAUUAUCCUCAAAUCUAACCCCCUCCUGGAGGCCUUUGGGAACGCAAAGACUGUGCGGAACAACAAUUCCAGCCGAUUUGGCAAAUAUUUUGAGAUCCAGUUCAGCCGCGGUGGGGAGCCGGAUGGGGGCAAAAUCUACAACUUCCUGCUGGAAAAAUCCCGCGUGGUCAGCCAGAAUUCCGGAGAGAGAAACUUCCACAUCUAUUACCAGCUGCUGGAGGGAGCCAGCCAGGAGCAACGGGAGAACCUGGGGAUCACCAGCCCGGAUUACUACUACUACCUCAACCAGUCGGCGGCCUAUAAGGUGGACGACAUGAAUGACCGGCAGGAUUUCCAGGAAACUCUGGCAGCCAUGGGGGUGGUUGGCCUCUCGGAGGAAGAGCAGGCCCUGGUACUCCAGAUAGUAGCUGGCAUCCUGCACCUUGGCAACAUCACUUUCCAGGAGUCGGGAAAUUACGCCGUGGUGGAAAGCAGGGAUUUCCUGGCCUUCCCCGCCUACCUCCUGGCCAUCGACCAGCAGCGCCUGCAGGAGAAACUGACCAGCCGCAAGAUGGACGGCAAGUGGGGUGGCCGGCAGGAGGUCAUCGACGUCACCCUCAACGUGGAACAGGCCAACUUCACCCGCGAUGCUCUUUGCAAGGCCCUCUACGCCCGCCUCUUCGACUUCCUGGUGGACGCUGUCAACAAAGCCAUGGAGAAGCAGCACCAGGAAUACAACAUUGGCGUCCUUGACAUUUAUGGCUUCGAAAUCUUCCAGAAAAACGGCUUCGAGCAAUUCUGCAUCAAUUUUGUGAACGAGAAACUCCAGCAGAUUUUCAUCGAGUUGACCCUGAAGGCUGAGCAAGAGGAAUACGUCCAGGAGGGAAUCCGAUGGAGCCCCAUUGAUUAUUUCAACAACAAAGUGGUGUGCGACCUCAUCGAGAACAAAGUGGUAAGCAAAAAAAACCCCUCCUUAUUCCCCCACAGGAAACAAGCCAACACCCUGGUCAGCACCCUGAUGAAGUGUAGCCCUCAUUACAUCCGGUGCAUCAAGCCGAACGAAACCAAGAAGUCCCGAGAUUGGGAGGAGAGCCGGGUGAAGCACCAGGUGGAAUAUUUGGGGCUGCAGGAGAAUAUCCGGGUGCGACGGGCCGGCUACGCUUAUCGGCGAGUCUUCCAGAAGUUUCUCCAGAGGCCCAAACCGGAAGGACACCAGGAAAAGCCGGUACUCGGCGGGAGGCCCUGCCCUGGGCUGGAAUGCCCAGACCAGCACAGGGCCGGUGUGGGGCAGCCACAGCCGGGGUGCCAGGCCGUCCUUCCAGCAGCGUCAUUCCAUCACCCGCCAGGGCAGCAUGGAGCAGCCCAGCCUGCCGCGCCAGGGAGCCAGCCCGCGUGCCAGGGCCUUCCCCGCAGGACCCCUCGACCUGGGCUUCAUGAAUGUCCCUGACCAAGGGGUGGCUGGCCUUCGGCGCCACCUUAGCAAAGAAGCCAAACCCGUGCCAGGUGGGGGCCGUGCCAAGCCGAAACCUAAACCCAAACCCCAUCCGGGCCUUCCCCGUUGCCGGGCUCUCUACGCCUACGAUGCCCAGGACACGGAUGAGCUCAGCUUCAACGCCAACGACGUCAUUGAAAUAGUCAAGGAAGAUCCGUCGGGAUGGUGGGAAGGCCGCAUCCGUGGCAAGGAAGGGCUGUUUCCAGGGAACUACGUGGAGAGGAUCUGAGACGGAGCUGGCACUGCCCGUCUCCUGCGCUGGCACCAGGGGCUGCCCCACGGCUUCCUCUUGGGGGCUGGAAAAGACACCGGGAGUUUCCUACGGGACGUUACCGGAGGGGGGCAGCCGAUACUCGCAGGAGGGCGAAGAAAAGGCGCCUGGUUGACAGGCAGAAACCGGGUGCCACUUGGCGCCCUCUGAACGCGGCCAAGAUAACCAGUGUUUCCUGCAGAUAAGACAUCCGUCUCGCUGCCCUAAAAGCCACGCCAAUGGAUGCCAGCCUGGUGGACCUUCAACGCGGGGAGAACAGGGGGGGGGAGAGGGAAUAGGUAGCCAGGAAACCCCCCAAAGAGAACCCCCAAAUGUUUUGAAGGCAGGAAAAAAUAAUCAUGGGAUUUUUUAGAAAGGAUUCUUUAAAAGCAACAUGGCAAAAGCCUCAAACUUCUGUCUUGGGUUUUCAAACGUGCCACGCUGGGGUGGGGGGCAUCCUGGGGCCCCUUUACUGCCAACCUGCGUGAAUCCGGUCUUCCGGAAGGGAGGAAAAAAAGGGGGGGGGAUGCUAAAAUUUGUGGGUGGCAC
Thamnophis sirtalis is the source of this 2542-nucleotide messenger RNA. Lineage: Eukaryota; Metazoa; Chordata; Lepidosauria; Squamata; Natricidae. The record is from RefSeq and is a predicted model, not a curated record.